GCAUACCUAAAGUGUACGGUGAGCAUGAACGCGCGAGAUCCGAAAUGUAUCCAAUAUAAGAUACCUUCGGUCCGAUGCAUGUUAUCACAAGAUGGAUGCCCUGAUCGAUAGCACAAAUGAACAUUCAUAUUAGAUGCGACCUUGCAUGCAGUCGUGGAGCAACUGGAGCUGCAGGACCUGCGAAUCAGCAGCCCGCUUCCAGACCCCCGGGUUUGCCAUCCAACCCGAACAUACCGUCACUGCACAUGGACCUGGAGUUCGACGUCUCCUGCUAUUUAACGACCUGAGAUCGUGAGAAUUCUGUGGGGGAUGCCAAGUCAUCAGAGAAACCGAUGGCAUUACCACCCCAAAGUGUCAAAAGCAUGUGGUGAUGGGGCAUUUUGCACAAGUGGUCAGGUGUUGUAGCUGGGGAAACCUGCUCCAACAGCCUUGGUUCAACCAAGAAUCGACCCAAAGUCCCAUCGAAGAGCGAGGAUUUUAAAGUCGACGCUACGCAACCUAACCAUGAAAGCGGCAGAACUGCUUGCUGCCCCGCAAUCGGCCACUCCCACAUGACGGAUAGUGCUUCUUCGCAACCAUGAUGGCCCCCUGAUAUGUAUAAUAGUCUCGUCUCGCUGCCGGCCGAGAAGGGCAUGCUCCCUAUUACUGCCUUUCAAUCUCUGUGCCAAUACAACCCCUUCCUCUCUUCCAUCCAAAGUGUGCCGCUCAAAUUUUACAACCUACCUCAAAUCUAUUGCCUGGAAAACCGGUUUCUGUGUCGCAUACCCCAGUUUGUGCUCCCAAAAUUUGCGCUGGCUGAGCGCAGUCGCAUCAUAACAUCCAGGAUAAAUCUUAGCAAGGUAAUAGGCGAUUUGGGGAUGGCUGGAGCAACUGUCAUGCCAAUUCGAAGUCAGCUAGGCCGUGAUAUCGACAGCUCUCAAGUCAGCCAAGCAACCCCGGCCCGGGGUCCAUUCAUAGCGGAUCAUAGUAAGCCUCAACGUCGGUUCGUUGGCGCAAUCGAUCAGGGAACAACCAGCACUCGUUUUAUCAUAUUUGAUGAUCAAGGGAACCUCGUCGCUUCGUAUCAGACAGAGCUAAGCCGCCUACAUAAAUACCCAGGAUGGCAUGAGCAGGACCCAAAAGAGAUUAUUUCAUCCGUCGAAUCCUGCAUCGCACAGGCAACGAAGACUUUUGUCAACCUGGGGCACUCCAUCUCAGAUAUUCAAGCUUUGGGGAUUACCAACCAGCGCGAAACAACCGUGGUAUGGGACUGGGAAACCGGAGAACCCCUCCAUAGCGCAAUCGCAUGGCCGGAUACCCGCACAGCCUCGCUGGUGCGGGAAUUAAAGUCAAAAGAAGGUGCAGAUCAGCUUCAGGAAAAAUGCGGGUUACCUCUAUCCACGUAUCCGUCUUCUGUGAAACUCACUUGGCUCCUUCGGAAUUGCAAAGAGGUCAAGGAGGCGUAUGAAGCGGGAAGACUGGCCUUUGGAACUGUUGACACAUGGCUGCUCUAUAACCUCAAUGGUGGCAGGAAAAGGGGAGUAUUCGUCACCGAUGUCACGAAUGCCUCGAGAACAAUGUUCACCAACCUGCACACACUUCAGUAUGAUGAUUCGUUGCUGAAAUUCUUCGAUAUCGACAGAUCAAAACUGAAGCUUCCGAAAAUCCUUGCUUCUUCGGACGAGUCCGCUUUUGGAUGCAUGGCAGACGGCCUGCUUGCAGGAAUUAGAAUAACAAGCUGUCUUGGUGACCAAUCGGCUUCAUUGGUGGGACAUGGGGCGUUGACGCCAGGCACCGCAAAAAAUACCUAUGGGACGGGAUGUUUCCUUUUAUAUAAUGUAGGUGAAACGCCGGUGAUCUCGAAGCACGGGCUCCUGGCAACUGUCGCCUUCCAAUUGGGCUCGAAGCAGAAGCCUAUAUAUGCAUUGGAGGGAAGCAUCGCCGUUGCUGGCAGCGGUGUGUCAUUCUUGAUGAAUAACUUGGGCUUCUUUCGUGACUCGAGAAAGGUCGACGAGGAAGCUGCCACCGUUCCUGAUAAUGGUGGCUGCAUUUUCGUCACGGCGUUCAGUGGCCUCUUUGCUCCAUAUUGGGUGGAUGACGCCAAAGGAACUAUCUUUGGGAUCACACAUCACACACAAAGAGGUCAUAUAGCCCGGGCAACUCUUGAAGCAGUCUGUUUCCAGACAAAAGCUAUAUUGGAGGCUAUGGAACGCGACAGCGGCCAGACACUUUCUGACUUGGCGGUAGACGGCGGAUUGAGCAAUUCAGACAUCUGCAUGCAGUCCCAAGCAAAUAUAAUCCGUAUCCCUGUCGAGCGCCCGCCUAUGCACGAAGUCACCGCAUUAGGUGCAGCUAUUGCAGCAGGGCUUGCCGUCGGCGUGUGGCGCAACCUCGACGAGUUAGUAGGGAUGAAUAAGUCCAACAGGACCGUAUUCGAAGCUCAAAUCAGCGAGGCAGAGAGCGCCAGGAUGUACAAACAGUGGUCGAAAGCCGUCCGAAUGUCUCGUGGAUGGCUGGAGAGCGACGAAAUCGACGCCAUUUGAUAUUCCUUGACAAGGGGUAUUUUCACGGUCAGCGACUCUUCAUUCCUGUCAUUGGAUGUAGCAGGUCUUUUGGAUACCAUUUCUUUCAUUUCUUCUUCCAUUUUUUUUCUUUUUCUUUUCCUUUUUUUUUUUUAAAGUUCCUUUUUGAUCAUGUCCAUUUUCCGUAUAGAUUUUGAUAACAUCUUCUUUGGCCCGUGGCGCUGGAGCUGUGUGUAAUUUUGCUGCAUGUCUAACUAAUCCUGGCUUCGUUAUUGCUUUCAAUUUUUAAGUCGAGCGAUGGCUGGACGGCCAUCAUGCUACAGCGCGGCAUCGUUCAAUCACUUCUUCCCAUGUUUCUGUAUGAUCGCCUUCUGCUCUUCACAAUGCACUUGUCAAAAUUGUAUUCCA
Messenger RNA from Coccidioides immitis RS, 2909 nucleotides. RefSeq names its product glycerol kinase. Lineage: Eukaryota; Fungi; Ascomycota; Eurotiomycetes; Onygenales; Onygenaceae. The transcript is spliced from 4 exons. Gene Ontology annotation, cellular component: mitochondrion. Gene Ontology annotation, molecular function: glycerol kinase activity. The coding region runs from base 594 to 2522 and encodes 642 amino acids. Gene Ontology annotation, biological process: glycerol metabolic process; glycerol-3-phosphate biosynthetic process; triglyceride metabolic process. The record is from RefSeq and is a predicted model, not a curated record.